Molecule: messenger RNA, 1606 nt
Organism: Agrilus planipennis (emerald ash borer)
Lineage: Eukaryota; Metazoa; Arthropoda; Insecta; Coleoptera; Buprestidae
Product: heterogeneous nuclear ribonucleoprotein H-like
Exons: 6
Coding region: 169-1416 (415 amino acids)
Biological process (GO): regulation of RNA splicing
Cellular component (GO): nucleoplasm; ribonucleoprotein complex
Molecular function (GO): RNA binding
Source: RefSeq, a predicted model, not a curated record
UGUGUUUGUCAAAUUUGUAUUUAUACACGAAGCCAUUUUGUUACAUUACACGCAAUUGUUUAUAAGUAUUUAUCAUUUUGUAACAAUUUGUGAUUGAAGUAUUUCAAGUGUUUAGUUUUUGCGCUUAAAAACUGAAUAACCUAAAAUAAUAAAACGUUAGGUUAAAAAAUGUCUGGAGGAGGUGAUCAGGAUGACGGUUAUAUUGCGAAAUUAAGGGGGCUACCUUGGUCAGCCACCACGGACGAUAUAAUUACGUUCUUUAAGGACUGUAACAUAAAGGGUGGUAAAAAUGGUAUUCACAUGACAACGUCACGGGAAGGGAGGCCUAGUGGUGAGGCAUUUGUGGAAUUUGUGGACGUUGAGGAUUUGCAACGUGCUCUUCUCAGAGACAGGGAUCAUAUGGGAAAUAGAUACAUUGAAGUGUUCAAAGUAAACAGGGCUGAAAUGGAGUGGGUUAUUAAAAGAUGUGGACCAAUGUAUGGAUCUAAUGAGGACGGGUGUGUGAGAUUGAGAGGAUUACCUUUUGGUUGCUCCAAGGAGGAGAUUGCACAGUUUUUCACAGGGUUGGAGAUAGUGCCGAACGGAAUAACCCUUCUGACUGACUACUCGGGGAGAAGUUCUGGGGAGGCGUACGUACAGUUUGUUAACAAAGAAGUCGCAGAGAAAGCUCUGCUCAAACACCGGGAAAGAAUAGGACACAGAUACAUAGAAAUAUUUAGGAGCAGCCUGUCUGAGGUGAGCAGCGUUUUGGGUUACAACGGUCGUCGUAUCGGGGGCGGUCCAGGGGGCAUGGGCUACAACUCCCGUCCGAGCCCCUACGACCGCGGCGAUCACCGUUACGGCGGCAUGAACCGCUUUCAGUCGCGGGGUUCGAGGAGUUUCAAGGGCGGAUUCUCCAACUCCAUUGUGUCCGGUAAAUUAAACGAGCAAAAAAAUAACGAUGGGGAGAUAAUAAAGUGUUUUCUGCAUGGGCUUAUUACAGACAGGAAAUUUAACGAUUACGACGUGCCGAAUAGUCCUUGGAUGGGGGCAAGUCGAAAUGGUAGUUUGGCAGGUAGUGAUCGGAGCCCUUACAGCAUGAGUAGCUGGAACGGUUCUAACGAUAGGGGAGUUUCUGCAGGGAUUCAUUGCGUUCACAUGAGGGGCUUGCCUUUUAAAGCCACCCAAAUGGACAUUGCUGACUUUUUUAAACCUAUAAUUCCGGUGAGUAUUAGACUGUUGCAAGAUGGGUCGGGUAGGGCUUCGGGGGAGGCAGAUGUUGAAUUUGCUAGCCACGAGGAUGCUGUCCGGGCCAUGAGCAAAGACAAAGGACAUAUGCAGCAUCGUUAUAUAGAACUGUUUUUGAAUUCGUCGGCCAGUAACGGGCCCCCGUCCAGCGGAGGGUGUUACGGGGGCCUGGGACGACGCAGACCUUAAAUUGUGAAGUCAUUUCAAUUUCUGUUCUUUGAAGUGGAAAUGAUCAGUAAAAAAAGAGAAGAGAAAAAGAUUGGUUGUUGUUAAACUAUUUAAUUUCGUCGUCGGUAUUCGAAUUACUAUUUUUCUUUCUUUUUAUUACUGUCACAUUGUGUUCGUAUAUUGAAGGAAAAAAUAUAUGUACAAGCACGUU